UCAGUUAGACACUGCGUCACUCACAGAGGAAGUAAGACUCGAUGCACUCCCACUGCCACUGACACAGACUUUAAGAACAACACGGUCACAAAGUGUGAGUCCAGCUGGCUUAAUUGAGGAUUAUUCUUUGGAGCAUCUUUACCGAGUAAAUUAAAGAACGCAGUGGAAGAUGUCGUGUCUGAAGUGCCUGAAGUACACCAUGUGUGUGGUGAACUUCAUCUUUUUUAUCUGUGGGGCUACUGUCUUCGGAUUGGGCAUUUAUUUGAUGACAUUCUCCAGGUUCCCUUCCCUACUCCCCAGUCUUCAGGCUAUGAACAUCGCAAACACUCUUUUCAUCACUGGGAUCAUUAUCACCUGUGUCUCCUUUUUGGGUUUUCUCGGAGCCCUGAAGGAAAAUCGAUGCCUGCUUAUAUCUUUCUUCAUAUUGUUGUUCAUUCUAAUGCUGGCUGAGCUGGCUGCUGCCUGCCUUUUGCUGAUGUACGAGACACAGAUUGACAGCUUCAUUAAUGAAGAUCUUAAUAAAGGUUUGCAAAGUUCCAUAAACAACAGAAAAACACCUAAUACCACAAUUGAUGAUGAUUGGGACAAAGUGCAAAGAACAUUUAAAUGUUGUGGAAUUUCUAACCAUACACAAUGGGGGACUACUGUGCCGGAGUCAUGCAACAACCCUGAAAAAAACCCGCAAUACUGGCCAGAUGGUUGUUUCACAAAGCUGAAGGACACGUUUGAGAAAAACCUCUUGAACACCGGGGUUGGCGUCAUUGUUAUCUGCAUUAUUGAGGUCUUGGGUAUGUGCUUCACCAUGACCCUGUUCUGCCACAUAAGUCGAAGUGGAUUAGGAUAUAAAUGAUCACAAACAUUUCCCUAGAAGAAAUAUCUCCAUCUUUCACCAUUUGGGUUUUAAGUAACUUGUCUCACAAUACCCAAACACAGCCAGUAAAAGACAAGAUGGCUCGCAGUUCUUACACAGAUGCUUUCUUCUAUGUGUAUGGUAUUUGUCCUCCUCUAAGAAAUGGUGAUACAAACCCAUAAUUAUUGUAACUGCAUUAAUAUUAUCAUCAGAUUUUGAAUGUAUGAAUAAGUUAUUAAAGCAAGCAACAAAAAAAUAUUAUAUUAUUAUUUAGCCUACGGCCAUCACAGCUUAAUAUGAACAUUUCUAGGGGGUUUAAACACUGAAUUCACCCACUUUCAUAUGAUUGUCAAGUUAUAAAGAGAUUGUAAGAGAUCUCCCAUGUUAAUCAUCUUUACACAAAGACAAAAGGCCACAUUGCACUGUAUAUAAGUACUGAUUACCUUUCAAUGUGAUUUAAUUAAAUGUUGAGUUUGACCUCAUGUUCCUGUAACUGACUUGUUACAUAGACUAUUUUUGACUUGUUACAUAGACUACAGUUAAACAAUGCACAGCAUUUAUUUCUGAUCACUUCCUUUUCGGACGAGCUGCAGCGGUGACUAAACCAUGUGAUUAUAUGCACAGAGUGGAAACCACACGCUUUUUUUUAAAUGACAUCAUUUGUAAUGCACAAUACUGUUAAUAUAUUCUCUCUUAUUUUCUCUGCAAAGUAAUGGAAAUUAAACUAAAACAGGAUUAAA
Messenger RNA from Carassius auratus (goldfish), 1590 nucleotides. RefSeq names its product leukocyte surface antigen CD53. Bases 170 to 850 code for a protein of 226 amino acids. The record is from RefSeq and is a predicted model, not a curated record. Lineage: Eukaryota; Metazoa; Chordata; Actinopteri; Cypriniformes; Cyprinidae. Gene Ontology annotation, cellular component: plasma membrane. The transcript has 8 exons.